This is a messenger RNA of Tilletiopsis washingtonensis, 1251 nucleotides long. Its product is annotated as NAD(P)-binding protein. Lineage: Eukaryota; Fungi; Basidiomycota; Exobasidiomycetes; Entylomatales. The transcript is spliced from 9 exons. The record is from RefSeq and is a predicted model, not a curated record. Gene Ontology annotation, molecular function: oxidoreductase activity, acting on the CH-OH group of donors, NAD or NADP as acceptor. Bases 96 to 1145 code for a protein of 349 amino acids.
CUUGCGCAGCCUCAAAGGGCCGGCUCCUUGUCGCUCCUCGACGACGGCGCCUCUUCUGCGUCAGCACCACCACAUCCAUCUAUUCGCACCUCAUCAUGUCCAACGCACCCAUCGCACCCGGCUCGCUCGUGCUCGUCACCGGCGGCACUGGCUUCAUCGGCUCGCACGUCGUGCGCACCUUCCUGCACGACGGCUUCCGCGUGCGUCUCCCGGCACGCACGCAGGAGAAGGGCGACAAGUUCGUCAAGCACUUCAGCGAGUAUGCCGACAAGCUCGAGGUCGUCGUCAUCCCCGACGCGCUGCGCGAGGGCGCGUACGACGAGGCCGUCAAGGGCGUCGCGGGUAUCGCCCACCUCGCCACGGCCAUCGACAUCCAGUCGACGGACUACGACGCGGUUGUGCCGCCGUCGAUUGCCGGCACCGUCGGCGUGCUGCAGUCGGCGCUCAAGUACGGCCCGACCGUGCAGCGCGUGGCCAUCUGCUCGUCGUCGGGCGCCUCGGGCCAGCCCAACCCGGUGCCGCGCGCCAAGUUCGAGGCGGACCCGAGCAUUGCCCAGAAGCUCGAUGCGUCGACGUGGAACGACAAGAGCAUCGAGACGAUCGAGGCGCAGCGCAAGAACGGCAAGGUCACUGACGGCUUCCAACUCUACUACGUGAGCAAGGUGCUGGCAGAGCGUGCCGCCCACGACUUUAUCAAGAACGAGAAGCCCAACUUCACGAUCAGCAUGAUUCUGCCCAAUGCGAACUUCGGCGACAUGAUCCCCUGCGCCACGGGCACCUCGACCGGCGGCUGGUCGCAGGCUGUUGCCGACGGCCAGGACAUGAACCAGAUUGACCCUCAGUGGUUCGUCAACGUCGACGACACGGCGCGCCUGCAUGUCCAGGCACUCGUCUCGCCCGACAUCAAGCAGGGCGAGCGCAUCUGGGCGGUGAGCGAGCGCUUCACGUGGAACGACAUUGCUGCCGAGGUCAAGAAGAACAAGCCCGAGGCAAACGUCGUCACCGUCGAGGGCGACAAGGACCGCGUCGACGCGUCCGACAUCGAUGCUUCGCGCGCUCAGGAGCUGCUGAAGGAGUUCGGCGGCUUCCAGGGCCUGGCCGUCACUGUGCGCCAGGGCCUUGGCCUCGAGAAGCCGCGCAUCUAGACGAGCAUACUCCCAGCAUCGUGCCGCGCUGUACUGUCCAUCCACUAGCCUGCAUCUACACGCUUUCUGCAUUAUUCGCCAAUCAUACUACGCUGCCGCCUGUACC